UAAAAGCCCAGGUCCAUUUUGUAUCCAUGCCUGGGGUCGGUGACGUCCAUUGGUUUGCGAAUUGUGACUCGUUUUUGAUACUUCUAGGUCAUCAUCAACUUCGCAGUUCGCAGUACCCCAAGCCUUCAAUUCUGGUCUCUUUUACCACUUUUCCGCUAUAUUUUGGAGAUUCGCUUAUGUGCAGGAAUGGCCAAUAACCAUCAGUCGUCUGGUGCACAGGUGCAUCCUCUUCGACCACCUGCAGUAUCAUCCAUGGUCCCUCAAAGUUUUGGUCCACCAUAUCAGAUGCAGUUUCGACAUGUGGUUCCAGCUCAGCAAGGACAGCCUUUUAUUGCAGCGGCUUCAACUUCUCAGCAAUUUCAUCCCGUUGGACAAGGUAUAUCUUCACCAAAUGUCGGAAUGCCUUCUGGUCAAAGUCAGCUGCCGCAUUUUUCUCAACCAAUGCAGCAGUUACCUCCAAGGCCAGGCCAGCCUGGUCAUGCUACACUGUCCUCACAGUCAACUCCCUUGCCUUACAAUCAACCAAAUAUGUCUUUCGCAUCUGGCUUACCACAUUCUCAGCAUUCUGGCCACCCUCUAAAUAACCAAUUGCCUGGUCUGGGUAGUUCCGGAGCGCCUGUGUCUUCAUCAUACACCUUUCAACCUUUAUCGCAAAUGCAUGCACCCAUCGUCCCUGUCGGGGGGCAGCCCUGGUUUUCGACUGGAAGUCAUGGCGCAACUGUGCAGCAGACUGGGCCACAGCCUUCGGCUGCGGCUGCCACGGCAACAGCCGUAAAUGUUUCUGAUACUGCUCAACAUACUCCAUCUGAUUGGCAGGAGUAUGAAGCUGCUGAUGGGAGAAGAUAUUAUCACAACAAAAGAACAAGGCAAUCUAGCUGGGAAAAGCCUUUGGAAUUGAUGACACCUAUAGAGAGGGCUGAUGCAUCAACUGUUUGGAAAGAAUUCACAACUCAAGAGGGCAGAAAGUAUUACUACAACAAGGUUACGAAGCAAUCUAAAUGGACAAUACCUGACGAAUUAAAGUUGGCCCGUGAACAAGCCGAAAAGGAAGCUACCCAGGGGACACAUUCAGAAAUGGGUAUGACCUCUACUGCACCACUUGUGGCAACAGCCUCCUCAGUUGAACAAUCAUCUGUUGCUGUUAUUUUGGUUAACUCGCCCGCUUCUGCGACAAUAGCUGGGGUAGCUUCAAGCCCCAUUCCAGUUACACCUGUUGUGGCGGUUGCUGAUGCUUCCUCUAUACUGGCUUCUGGAUCAUCUGUCAUUCCUUCUGUACCUUCUGCUUCUGCUGCCACAAGUGCGGUUGAUGUUUCCUCUCCUGGGGAAACAAUUUCUCCCUCACCUGCUGCUGUUACAGGAAGUAUGGGAACUGCUGUUGCUUUGGCCAGUGCCUCCAUGACGGCUAUGUAG
Messenger RNA from Ilex paraguariensis (yerba mate), 1410 nucleotides. The record is from the annotation of a GenBank genome assembly. NCBI's taxonomy places the organism in Eukaryota, Viridiplantae, Streptophyta, Magnoliopsida, Aquifoliales, Aquifoliaceae.